Molecule: messenger RNA, 1668 nt
Organism: Chanos chanos (milkfish)
Lineage: Eukaryota; Metazoa; Chordata; Actinopteri; Gonorynchiformes; Chanidae
Gene: slc1a2a
Product: solute carrier family 1 member 2a
Exons: 10
Coding region: 10-1668 (552 amino acids)
Biological process (GO): L-aspartate transmembrane transport; L-glutamate import across plasma membrane
Cellular component (GO): plasma membrane
Molecular function (GO): neutral L-amino acid transmembrane transporter activity; L-glutamate transmembrane transporter activity; glutamate:sodium symporter activity
Source: RefSeq, a predicted model, not a curated record
GCCAACAGGAUGCAAAAGCAAGUAGAGGUCAGAAUGCACGAGAGUCACCUGGACAUGGAGCCCCCCGUUCCUCCAGCAGAGCCCGUGUGUGGGGGCUUCUGUGACAGAAUAAUGAGGAAUUUGCUUCUAACAGUCACAGUUCUUGGUGUGGUUGUAGGCUCUGUUGCUGGAAUUCUCCUUCGCUAUGCCUCACCACUCCCUCCGGACCUGAUUAUGAUCAUUGCCUUCCCUGGAGACAUCCUCAUGAGGAUGCUGAAGAUGCUUAUCCUUCCCCUCAUUAUCUCCAGUCUAAUCACAGGGCUGGCAGGAUUGGAUGCCAAAUCCAGUGGACGUCUUGGAACGAGGGCAAUGGUUUAUUACAUGUCCACCACGAUUAUUGCUGCCAUUUUGGGAGUGAUUCUUGUGCUGGCCAUUCACCCUGGCAACCCUAAACUGAAGGCUAACCUGGGAGAAGGGAAGAAGAAUGACGAAGUGUCCAGUUUAGAUGCCUUCUUUGACCUUAUCCGAAAUUUAUUUCCAGAAAAUCUGGUGCAGGCGUGCUUCCAACAGAUCCAGACUGUGACUAGUAGGGUAGAAGUUGCCCCUCCUCCUCCCACAAGAUUUAAUGGACGAAAUGCAACAAAGGGGGCAGCAAAAUAUGUUGUGAAGAAAUCUCUUCAGUUCAAGAGUGGCAUGAAUGUGUUGGGUCUGAUUGGGUUUUUUGUGGCAUUCGGGAUCUGUAUGGGAAAGAUGGGAGAACGAGCCAAACUGAUGCUGGAGUUCUUCAAUGUUCUUAACGAGAUUGUUAUGAGACUAGUGGGCAUGAUCAUGUGGUAUUCUCCUAUUGGUAUUGCGUGUCUGAUCUGUGGAAAGAUCAUCUCUAUUAAUGAUCUGGAGGUGGUGGCCAAGCAACUGGGAAUGUACAUGAUUACAGUUAUCAUUGGCCUGAUCAUCCACGGUGCCAUCUUCCUACCACUCAUAUAUUUCAUCAUCGUCAGGAAAAACCCAUUUAAAUUCUUCAUGGGCGUGUUCCAGGCCUGGGUGACUGCUUUGGGCACGGCCUCCAGUGCUGGUACUCUGCCUGUAACCUUUCGUUGUCUGGAGGAGAACCUUGGCAUUGACAAGAGGGUGACACGCUUCGUGCUGCCUGUUGGGGCCACUAUCAAUAUGGAUGGCACAGCUCUGUAUGAGGCUGUUGCAGCCAUUUUCAUCGCACAAAUGAAUGGAAUUGAACUGGAUCCGGGUCAGAUUGUGACUGUCAGUUUGACUGCUACAUUAGCUAGUGUUGGAGCUGCCAGUAUUCCCAGUGCUGGACUUGUUACAAUGCUUCUGAUCCUGACUGCUGUGGGUUUGCCAACCUCGGAUAUCAGUUUACUGGUAGCGGUGGAUUGGUUACUGGAUCGCUUCCGAACCUCGGUGAAUGUUGUUGGUGACUCGUAUGGGGCAGGCAUUGUGUACCACCUCUCCAAAGAUGAGCUUGACACUUUUGAUGCCCAGCAAAUGAGGGGAGAUGACUUAGAAAUGGCCAAGACACAAUCCUUCUAUGAAAAUAACACAAACCAGUGUGUAUAUGCUUCCCGCAACUCCUGUCCACAAGUCCUGAUAGAUGAUUGCAAGGUAACCUUGGCCUCAAAUGGCUCCCCUGCGGAGUUCUCUGUUGUUGAGGAGGAACCAUGGAUACGUGAAUAA